Molecule: messenger RNA, 954 nt
Organism: Adineta steineri
Lineage: Eukaryota; Metazoa; Rotifera; Eurotatoria; Adinetida; Adinetidae
Source: the annotation of a GenBank genome assembly
AUGUCUAAUAUUUGUGAACAUCCAUUUUGUACUCGUUAUAUAUCUAGAAAAUGUUUAAAUCAUUGUCAAUUAGAUUUAUGUGACGAACAUUUAACUGAACAUAAAAAUUUAUUUUUUGUUCAAUAUGAAAAAUCUUUUAAUAAUCUCACUAAAUCAUUCGAUGACUUAACAUAUUUAAUAGAAGAAACAAAGAAUAAAUUUUUUAUUAAUUAUCAAAACGAUAUUUCAUUAAUUAAUGAAAACUAUCGAAAUAAAUUAAAUGAAAUUGAAGACAAAUCUUCAUUGAUUAUUUCAACAGAAAAUUUAAUUAAAAAAAAACUUCAACUUUUAUCGGAUGUUAAAAAUAAUCAAGCAUUUCUAUAUCAAUAUGAUAUUGAACAAAUUAAAUUAUAUUCAAAUAAAAUUCAUGAGACGAACAUAGUAGAAACUCUCAGUGAUGAAAUGUUUUCAUUAAGUCCGAGUUCCGAUGAUGAUGAUUAUUCUCAAGUAAAUAACAAGAAAAACGAUAUUAGUUUUAAAGAAUAUCGUGGCAUAUGUCCUUUAGCUCAUUAUGGUGUCUAUGGUCUUAAUAAUAAACAUAAUAUACGUUUAUGUUCACAUGAAAAGGAUAAAAUUGAUCGUAAUUUAUAUUCACAUUUUCAUCAUUAUCAUCAUUUAACAAAUUCGUUAUCAUCUCGAUUAACCAAAGCUGUUAUUGAUAAAUUAAAUCCUUUAACAACAUAUAUUUUUCCAUCAGAACAAAAGAUAACUGACAAACGUUAUGAUAUGAUUGUAUGUCCGUUAGAUAAAGCGAAAUUAUCUAUUUGUAAAAGAAAAUUUUUAAGGCAAUCAUUAAAAACACAUUUAUUACGUGUUCAUCAUUUAACAUUAGAAACAAGUAAUAAAAUUCUCGAUAAUAUGAAAAAACAAGGUGAUUUGACAAAAAUUGAUUUUGAUGAAGAUGAAUUUAAAUAG